AAAGGCGAAAGGGGAUCGCCGAGGAAUUGAUCGAAUCGGGGCGCGCGUGAGCGGAGUAGCGGGGGGAUUGAGCCGCUGGGGCCGCGUCGACGCCUAUCGCUUCGUCGAGGAUUUGCCGAUCAUUCCGAACCAAACAAACCCCCACUCUCCAACGCGCGCACUCCGCUCCGCGAUACGCCGUUAAUUACUUAUUCUUCCUCCUCUCCUCUUCAUCUCUCCCGAUAGGGACGAAGCGAUCCCAUCCCCCUCAAUUCUCCUCUAUAAAACCCACCUCCCUCCCCCCCCUCCUCCCCUCGUCGAGAGCUCGAGCUUAGCAGGGGGACAUUAAUGGCGUCCUUGGUGUUCUCCUCCUCCUCCUCCUCCUCCUCCUCUUCCUCUUCGUUCUUCAUCUCCCGCGCUCGUUCAUCGCGUCGCCGCUUCGCCUCCUCCGCUCGCAUCUCCGUGAGAUGCAACAUGUACGAUUCUCUGAGGUUCGAGAACGGAGUGCCGCCGCAGCCGCCGCCGUGCAUUCCGGUGCUCAACGAUCCGACGAUGGCGGAGCUCUGCCCGGGGCCGCGAUGCCUUCAGGACGGCGUCGGCAAUCAAGUCUCGAGGCUGCGGAUCUUCUCGGGCACCGCCAAUCCGGCGCUCGCGCAGGAGGUUGCCACCUACUUGGGCAUGGAGCUUGGAAAAAUCAAGAUAAAGAGAUUCGCUGAUGGUGAAAUUUAUGUUCAAUUGCAAGAGAGUGUGAGAGGGUGUGAUGUAUUUCUCAUCCAGCCAACAUGCCCCCCUGCAAAUGAAAAUUUAAUGGAGCUUUUGAUCAUGAUUGAUGCAUGUCGAAGAGCAUCGGCAAAAAACAUCACUGCAGUUAUACCAUACUUUGGUUAUGCCAGAGCAGAUAGGAAGACCCAAGGCCGUGAAUCCAUCGCAGCGAAGCUUGUCGCGAACUUAAUUACAGAAGCAGGCGCAGACCGCAUGCUUGCAUGUGAUCUUCAUUCUGGGCAGUCCAUGGGCUACUUUGACAUACCGGUGGACCAUGUAUAUGGUCAACCUGUUAUUCUUGAUUACUUGGCCAGCAAGACAAUCUGUUCGAAUGAUCUGGUAGUUGUAUCUCCGGAUGUCGGCGGUGUGGCUAGGGCACGUGCUUUUGCCAAGAAAUUAUCGGAUGCGCCUCUAGCUAUUGUGGAUAAAAGGCGCCAUGGGCACAAUCUUACCGAGGUAUUGAAUCUCAUAGGGGAUGUUAAAGGAAAAGUGGCCGUCAUGGUGGAUGAUAUGAUUGACACAGCUGGAACGAUCGCAAAAGGUGCAGCUUUAUUACACCAAGAGGGAGCUAGAGAGGUUUACGCUUGCAGCACCCAUGCUGUUUUCAGCGAUCCUGCCGUUGAGAGGCUAUCAAGCGGCCUCUUUCAGGAGGUCAUCAUCACAAACACUAUCCCGCUUCCGGAGCAGAAAAGCUUCCCUCAGCUGACGGUCCUUUCGGUGGCGAAUCUGCUCGGCGAGACCAUCUGGCGCGUUCACGAUGAUUGCUCUGUAAGCAGCAUCUUUCAGUGACCGAAUAUUUCUUACAAUUCAAUACAUCAUAUAGUCUUUUGUGUGUCAAUUUUUCUUUUCUUUUUUUUGUUCCCAUCUUUGUGGUUCUAAGUUGCGUCGUAGGUGAACAUUUAUUACAGUUGAGAUCCCUUGUUACUUGUUCCCUUUGCUUCUCCGCUUGUGCUUAUCUGAUGUUUCUCUUUUACACUGAUAACAAGAUCAACCGAGCCACAUCAAUUGGCAUCACGAAGAGCAACUUCUCAUUUUUGUUUUCU
Messenger RNA from Ananas comosus (pineapple), 1784 nucleotides. RefSeq names its product ribose-phosphate pyrophosphokinase 1-like. Gene Ontology annotation, cellular component: ribose phosphate diphosphokinase complex; cytoplasm. The transcript is spliced from 8 exons. Gene Ontology annotation, biological process: ribonucleoside monophosphate biosynthetic process; purine nucleotide biosynthetic process; 5-phosphoribose 1-diphosphate biosynthetic process. The record is from RefSeq and is a predicted model, not a curated record. Bases 328 to 1530 code for a protein of 400 amino acids. Gene Ontology annotation, molecular function: magnesium ion binding; ribose phosphate diphosphokinase activity. Lineage: Eukaryota; Viridiplantae; Streptophyta; Magnoliopsida; Poales; Bromeliaceae.